Molecule: messenger RNA, 3275 nt
Organism: Sinocyclocheilus anshuiensis
Lineage: Eukaryota; Metazoa; Chordata; Actinopteri; Cypriniformes; Cyprinidae
Gene: synpo2b
Product: synaptopodin 2b
Exons: 2
Coding region: 389-2398 (669 amino acids)
Biological process (GO): positive regulation of actin filament bundle assembly
Cellular component (GO): nucleus; actin cytoskeleton; Z disc
Molecular function (GO): actin binding
Source: RefSeq, a predicted model, not a curated record
GGUACUGAGCAGGCAGAGUGGUGGGACACUGCCUCCUUGACGGAACUGAUCCGACUCAGCAGACACCAAGCAAGACAGGCACGACUAAGAUGGAGUGAGGCACAGUCAGUGAGACAGCUGAAAAAAGCCAACUCUAACACUUUGCUUUUUACUGCUGCCAAAAAGAAGGGCAUCAAAAAAGGGUAAGAAGCUUCACACUGGUUAGCUACUGGUACAGCUUCUCAAAGACAGAUUUCAGGACGAGAAUGAGAUUGUACACUACAAAGUAAGUCAGGACAGAUUGCCACUGAUUCUGAGAAGAAUCCUGCUCAUUUAAUAUUUAGAACCACAGGACUGAUUUGAGCUACAACAGAAUUUCAAAGUACAGACCAAGUCAAACUUGGAAACAAUGGAGCAUCUUCCACAUACAAAAGGAAAGGGAGUCUUGAUGUUUGCCAAGAGGCGUCAAAGGAUGGAUGAGCUUUCCGCAGAACAAGAGAAAAUGAGACGAAAAGGCAUACCAAUGGAUGCGUUUGUUGAACCAGAAGACGAAACUGUUAAACCUCCUCCGCAGGAAGAAAGUACACAAGCCCCACAAGAUAUCUAUGUAAGGCAACAACAACAGUAUCAAGACCAGUCAUUUCAGCAACAGAUGUUACCACAAUCAGCAAACGGUAUGAAUGGUCUGGAUCCAUAUCAAGGUUCGGCUGUUUCCAGAUCCCUUGUCUCCAACAGAACUGCUAAGCCCUUUCUGGGUGGUCAUAAUCAAGGACAAAAAACUUUUUCACCAGUCAGCGGUGUCUCAAGCCCAACAUCUAGGAAACCUGAAAACAUAUUCAAGGUUCCUGUUCCAGUAAACACAACCCCACAGGUUUGGUCCCCCACAUCAGACACCAUUGCUUCACGUGAUGAACGUAUUGCUAUACCUGCAAUUAAAACAGGGAUCCUGUCAGAAACUAAAAGGAGAGGAGCAAACAAGACAGACUCAAAAGAGAAGCCUCUGCUUCAGAAAAAAGGUGAUCAGAAGUCCUUAACAGAGUCAGCUCCAGAAGAAGACUUUCUCAGUCUGGGUGCAGAAGCAUGCAAUUUCAUGCAAGCUCCAAAAAUCAAACAGAAAAACCCUCCACCUGUUCCACCCAAACCUGCCAUCAACCCAGCUCACCCUCCUUGGUCUGCAGAGGGUCGUGCCGUGUCUCAGAGCCCCCUUGCAGCAUCAAGCUCAGUUCCAGCUAUGGGGCACACCCAGGUGCAGGCAGUACCCCAACAAAACCCACCAAAGCAGCCUGCUGGAAAAGCCUGGUCCCCAUUGUCAUCUCAACCGAUACCACAGGAGGCAUCACCUGCUUGGGCUCCAUCCCACACACCAGAUCUGCAUCAACCAGCCUGGACUCCAGAACCACAUCAGGCAAAACAUACACCAGAUUCACUCUGUGCUGGUCCUUCCCAGUCUAAAACAUCAUGGAUUAGAUCAAGUGAUGGUAACUCUGUUGCUUCCUGCCCACCCCAACGCCUGAGCACAUACUUUCAGGGAUCUAAGGCUCCAUCAUCUUCUCCUAAAGGGUACUCAUCAGAUGCAGGUGCUUCUGAGGGACUGAACCUUAAAGGAAAAGGAGCUGAACUGUUUGCUCGAAGACAGUCCCGUAUGGAAAAAUUUGUGGUGGACGAUGAGACUGUGAGAGCCAACAAAGCCAGAUCCUCAUCGCCAACAUUUUCAAUGCCAAGCACCUGGAAAUACUCUUCUAAUGUCCGUGCCCCACCUCCAGUCUCCUACAAUCCUAUUUUGUCCCCUUUUUAUCCCCUUGCAGCGGUUAAACAACCCCCUCCUGCAACUAGUCCAAAGAUAAAGUCUAAAGCAAACAAGGAGCAGAAGAAUCCACCACCCAAACAUCUCAAUGUUCUGGAUGUUAUGAAACAUCAGCCUUAUCAGUUGAAUUCCUCGCUUUUCACCUACAACUCCACUCCAGAGGCCAAGGAAGCAGUUCCCCCUACAGAGUCUAAGCAAACUUCUGCUCAAACCCCUACCAGUUUCCAGUCCCUUGCUUAUGAGCCCUCUACAGCAUUCUCCCCCUCCCCAAAUAGUUUGCAGUCAGUUAAGCGAAAUUCAUCUAAAGCCACUGGAGAGGUAAGUGUUCUAUACCCCUUUGUUCGUCAUUCUACAUCAAAUGAAGCCACCAUUAUUCCACAACAGUUACAUGGGAAAAAACUAGCCAUGCACGAUGGCCCUAGAAACAAAGGCAUCUCAAACUCCUCCCUGCCUCCUGGUAUCUCUGGGGGCAAUGUCUGUGUAGGGUCUUCUUUACCCGUGAAUAAUGAAUAUGCUUCACGGUGUGCAUUACCAGUGGCUCCAAGACCAAAGUUUUCGGCCAAAAUGUCAAACACUGGAGGCAAGAAAUGGAAACCAGUAAUUUUGCAACAUUAAUUGAGUUUUUUAAGCAUAUAUUCAAAACAAUAUGUUUUGCCAGAUUAAAAAAGUGCUGUUUUUGCAGUUUUAUUAGUUCAAUUUUUUUUUAUAGUACAAUCAACUCAAAAGAUCCAAGAAAAUUUGUUUCCUGAAGUCAUAACCCUUUAAAUGACUCAAUGCACAAGAUAAGAAUUCCCUACAUUAUAUAACAGUUGUACUAUUUAUAGCAUUUAUAGAUUAGAUGGAUUUUUUUAUUAGUUUAAGUUUUAUUGUGAUAUGUUUCCACAUUAAUGACAGUUAAGUUUAUUUUAUUUUUUAUUUUUUUUAGAGAAAAACUGUUAAACAUUUUCUCUUUGUCUUGUGUAUAGCAACACAACACAUUUACCACAUUAUGCCAAGUGUUCCUGGAUGGUAAAAAGAAAUGUAAACUUAUUGGUCAGCCAUGUUGUCUGGCCAGGCAAAGCACCAAUGAAACAAUCUGUGUUAAAAGCAUUAAAUGCAAUGUUUCAGGUCAAUAUACUAGAUCUCCCCUAGGAUUGAGCCUGCUUUGCAAUUUCGUCAAACCUCCAAAUCAGUUGUUGGUGUAGUGAGGAAACCCUUUCACAGGUUCUGCCAGUACAUGGUUUUAAGACCAUUUUUUUGUGGACAUUUGAAGUAAAUCUAAUAAUAGAAUUCAGAAUACUUUAUAUGUGUUAUAUAUUUUUAAAAUUAAAUAGUUAUGCAUUUAGCUGACACUGCUGUUCAGAUACAGUGAACAAAGGAUGGGUGUACAGAAUAUAUUUUAGCAUAUUUAUUUGUACUAAUUCAAAUAUCAUUAUGAACUGUUACUUCUGUUGUUAUUUCCCCUUGUCAUUUCAAAACUAUUGCACUUCCUGAUUCUUCUGUUUAAUAAAUA